Molecule: messenger RNA, 1675 nt
Organism: Aedes albopictus (Asian tiger mosquito)
Lineage: Eukaryota; Metazoa; Arthropoda; Insecta; Diptera; Culicidae
Gene: senju
Product: UDP-galactose transporter senju
Exons: 4
Coding region: 192-1343 (383 amino acids)
Biological process (GO): pyrimidine nucleotide-sugar transmembrane transport
Cellular component (GO): Golgi membrane
Molecular function (GO): UDP-galactose transmembrane transporter activity
Source: RefSeq, a predicted model, not a curated record
CUUCAGGUUUACCGGUGUGACCAGUUCGCUCGAGUGGUGAAAUUGAGGACUAUGUUCAAGCAGUGCAACGCCACCCACAUUCGACUAUCAGCCAUCUUCAACUCGUUUGUGCAGGAACCGUCUAUCAAGAUUAAAUUUUAGUACGGAGACGAAACAUAGUAUAUGUAGGAAAACAAAACAUCCGGACAAAGAUGACGAACUCACGGAUAAACUGGGGCGAACUGUUCCCCAGCAAAAAGAGCAUAUUCAUUUUCAUCACUUAUAUGUCGCUGUUCGUUGGCCAGGGAAUUCUUGUGACUGCUUCCCAACGGGCUGAUAACAGCUACAGCUAUAACACGGUGCUGGUUGUGCUGUUGACCGAAGUACUGAAGCUAAUCAUUUCCACUGUGCUCUACUGUCGAGAGCACUCGAUCAAAUCGCUGGUGGUGAAAGUCGUCGAGGGUAGAGACGUUCUGCUGUUGUACUUUGUACCGGCAUUCCUGUACUGUUUGUACAAUAAUCUGGCCUUCGUGAAUCUAUCGACCUUUGAUCCGACGACGUACUAUCUGUUGCUGCAGCUUCGCGUCGUCAUCACCGGAGUGCUCUUUCAGGUAAUCUUCAAGAAAUCUCUAAGCCGGAAGCAAUGGUUUUCUUUGUUUCUGCUGACCCUCGGCUGUAUGCUGAAGCAGUGGAACUUUUCCCUGCCGUCGUCGACGUCCAACGAUGACACGGGUAAAGAUCCAGCUGCAGCGGCAAUGGACGGAACCUUCCGAGGGAAGAACAUAUCCGGAUUCGAUCUCAGCUUCAGUGCCAUUCUGAUUUUGGUGCAAACUGUGUGUUCUUGCUUGGCUGGGGUCUACAAUGAAUAUCUACUGAAGGGGAAGGGAUCGGACAUCAAUAUCUACGUCCAGAAUGUGUUCAUGUACUUGGACUCGAUCGUGUGCAAUCUCCUGAUAUUGAUGUUCCGCGGGGAAUUGGCCGCUGUGGUCACCAAGGACCACCUACUGGAGGUGUUCCGUUUCGAAGUGCUCGUGAUCAUGAUCAACAAUGCAGCGAUUGGGAUUAUCACCAGCUUCUUCCUGAAGUACAUGAACUCGAUCCUCAAAACGUUCGCCAGUGCCCUAGAGCUGAUGUUCACGGCUGUGCUGAGCUAUUUGCUCUUCUCGAUCCCAAUCUACUUGAACACCGCUUUGGCGAUAUUCGUCGUGUCCUACGCGAUAUACCUGUACUCUCUGAAUCCCGUAGUCAAUCUGGCCAGCAAAACCGGAGGAAGCACUCAUCGGGACAAGGAUGAAAGUCGAAAAGCUUUGAUGGGCAAAGACGAUGACGAUGAUGAUAUCGAACUACAGAUGGAAGAAGUUUAGCAAGUUUCUUAUCCUUCACAGUAUUUAGCGCAUGAAGCGGGACUUAGUCACCAAAAAUCCACUUUUACGAGAGCACUAUCAUCCCACUUUCCUUCCUGAGAACCAUUUCAGUUUGUUGUGUUUAAAUUUAGGUUAUAUAGGAAUAAUAGGCGGUAUAACUCCACACGACGCCGGCUCCGUCGAGUUUAAACUUUACGUAAACUGUUUUAGCGACUUAUAAGUCACCUUUGAAAGGGUGGAAAUUAUUUAUUUUGUAUUUUUUAACGUAAUAAAAAGAGAAAUCAUCUUUACGUUGUGCAAGAUAUGUGAUAAAAAUAUAAAAUCUGAAAGGA